UCCUCUCACAGAUGUGCGCUUCGACCAAACUCUAACUGGAAUGCUGGGAAGCAGACGAGGGAUGAGACGUCAAUAAAUAGUGAAACUACAAAAGACAAGAUUGGGGGGAACACAAGUUUACCGUCGCGUUCCGCGAUGGAGAGAACCAACUUUACGCACGGACCUGACUCUUUCGCUUUACCGAUUUUUAUGUUUGCCGGAGGCGCCAUCGGGAAUUUAAUCGCAAUAUUCGUUCUCUCAGUAUCGAUACGGGAGAAGAAAUCGUCGGCUUUCUACACGCUGGUGUGCGGUCUGGCGGUGACGGAUCUGCUCGGCACCUGCCUGGCCAGUCCGCUCACCAUCGCCGACUACCUGGACCCGAAGGUGCUCAUGAUACCACGUGUCUGCGAGUUUCACUCCUUCCUGCUGCUGUUUUUCGGUUUGACAGGACUGAGCAUCAUAUGCGCCAUGGCGGCAGAGCGCUACCUGGCGAUCUGCUGCCCGUACACCUACCAGCGGUGGCGGGUGGACCGCGGCUUCGCGCUGAAGUUCCUUUUCCUGAUUUACAUCAGCCACAUCUUCUUCUGCUGCCUGCCGGCGAUGGGCGCGUCGGUCAGCGAGCUGCAACAAUCCGGCAGGUGGUGCUUCAUCAACUGGAGGACACCCGAGCCCGUGGCCGCCGCGUACUGCGCCCUGUACGGCGUGGUCAGCCUGAUGCUCAUCCUGGGCACCAUCGUGCUCAACCUGGCGGUGUGUUCGGCGCUGCUGCUGAUGCGGCGGAGGAGCGCGCGGCGGCCCGUCACCAGGGGCAGCCAGAGGCGGACGGCGCUGUCCUCCACUGCGGAGACGCAGAUGAUCGCGGUACUGGUGACGACCUCCGUGGUGGUUCUGGUCUGCUCGGCCCCGUUGGUGAUCCGCGUGUUUCACAACUGUUUCAUUCUGAAAGAAGACUCCGAAGCGGACCUGUCUUCCAUCCGGAUAGCCGCCGUGAACCCCAUCCUCGACCCCUGGAUCUACAUCCUCCUGAGGAGGUCCCUGUUCCAGCGGAUAUUGGGUCUAACGCGGCGAGGAAGGAGGACUCGCAGGAGCUCAUUGCCCAAAACACCGGUGAAUCCGUUUCAUCCCGAAGACACGGCGAAGAUCGGCAACGCAAACAUCACCGCCCAGCUGCCUUCGACCGUCAAAUCCGCGACGCACAAUGCAGACAGCCUCUGCCAGACUCAAACAGACUCAGGACGCGGUCUCUGAACAUCUGGCGCUCUCUCGUGCCGCGAGCAGCUCGAUGCAUUGACUCCCGUCUCACAGCUGUUGUCAGAGGGAUGGGAAAGGGACGGGACCUCGACUAAAAUAAGCCUCUCAUCUGCGGUUUCACAGACGUCUCCUGCAGAGAUGCAGGACGGAUCGAACCGUGUGACUUGGAUGUUAUUAGUGAAGAGCAGUAAGACGCGGUCAAGGCUUUAGUUUGUGCCUUUCACCUCAUGCGAUCAGGGCUCCGAUGAGCUGUACUUUGAUGUUAAUGAAAGGUACAAUAUUCUGUGCUGUAAGCCAUGUUUUCAUACAACAGUGCAUGGAUACCAUACUGUUUCACUAGAGGUUUUGUCAUAGGUUUAGACCUCCCUAAGUUACGGCCAUGCACAACAAUAAGUUAAAAUUGUUUGUUUUGCAUCAGGAGCUAAAUGUGAUAUAUUCACGUUUUGAGCCAAUUAAAGAUACGAACGUGAGACUUGGUGUCUUUUAUUUCCAUCUCAUGUUGCUGUGAUCAGAUGGUGCCGAUCAGCUUUGAACCCUCUUCUGAUAUUUCACAUUAACUUAAACAUACAGCGAUCCUGACAAUGAACUCAUUCAACUCCGAACCAAAUGGGGUCAGCAGCUUUUGGGUUUUAUGGUCAGAUUAUGUUUCAGUUGAGGAAUUUAACUCCAUGUAAACUGGAUGGACACUCAAUGCGUCACUGUUCUUUUCGGACUUUGACCACAUUGGCGCUGACCUG
Molecule: messenger RNA, 1967 nt
Organism: Pungitius pungitius (ninespine stickleback)
Lineage: Eukaryota; Metazoa; Chordata; Actinopteri; Perciformes; Gasterosteidae
Product: prostaglandin E2 receptor EP4 subtype-like
Exons: 2
Coding region: 136-1227 (363 amino acids)
Biological process (GO): negative regulation of inflammatory response; cellular response to prostaglandin E stimulus; positive regulation of cytosolic calcium ion concentration
Cellular component (GO): plasma membrane
Molecular function (GO): prostaglandin E receptor activity
Source: RefSeq, a predicted model, not a curated record